UUUAUUAUUUUAUUCUCAUUCUACGUGACUUUACCGAAAGAACCAAAGAAGAUGAAUCCUUGCAGUCAUGAAAGCUUUAAAUCGAAAUUUAAUGUGCCUUGUGUGUUUGUGUGAAUUUUGCAUCCUGCAGAAGCAGAUUGGAUCGGAAUAACGAAACGCGGACUUUGAUCGCAGCGGCCACCGUAGUCGGCCAAGAUGCCUCAUUGCGAAGAAUUUAGAUAUUUUAGACAAAAUUAAUUCCAACGCAAUUUUGUGAGCUUCACUUUAAAGAAAACAACUGUAAUAGGGUGGACAAAUUGCGAUUUAAUUGCUUUAAUAAAAAAAAUACAUUUUUCAAGUAGAUUUAACGGAAGUUGGCACGCGCGUGGCCCCCCACUUCCGACUGAAAAAGGAAAGUUUAUAUAUUUUUUCCGAGAUUGAAACUUUUUUUUAAUUUUCUCAACAUUUUAACAGUGUCGAAUAUUUUAACAGUCCGAAUAAUAUCAAUUUAGCACCAUAGAAAGCGUUUAAAAAAAAUGGUUAACAAUUUGAAAAAAGUCCCGCCUCAUAUCGCCGACAUAAUCAUAACUAUAAUUUAAAAAAAUACAAGUUUCACAUCCACCACGGCUACACCAUACAAGCAGUGUUUUUGAAAACUCCUUCGAGGCGAGGUGUAAGACAUCGUCAAGUUGGUUAUUAAAUAACAAGUUGGCGCCACUCGACCGGUUCGCGCGUGUAUCACUCCACCCGCUCGCAAUGCGGCCACGGUAGGUAAGCAAAGCCUCGCGAGAAAAACAAAAUCGUCAUUCUGAGGCGUUAAUAAACAUUUUAAAAAUGUAAAAAAAACACGCCCGCAUGCGGGGUACUUUACAACAAAACAAUUAAGUCGUUUAGCGGUGUUUUUUUGUUUGUUGUUGGAACGUAUCGCCUCAAAUUCCACGUCUUGGAAGGGGAAUUCCGCCCUCAGGCGCAGUGUGUGGAGGGGAGGAGCGGUGGCGCCGCGGUUAGCGCGCUGCCACCGCUCCACCGUCAACCGCGCGCCUGAGUUCGAUUCGCGCUCACGGCCGCCAGCAGCGACCGUCUGGAACGGUGCUCGAGGAAGUGCUUUGUUUGAGGCGGCCAGUAGAUGCGUUCCUGAAAAGCGUCCAGUUUGGCGAACAACGCGUUGAACGUGACGAUGAAGUAUGGCGAGAUUACGACGUACGACUGCUGCUGCUGCUACGCGCACCACGCAGUGACAUGGCGGGACUAAUAUCACGAGGACACCCACGGUCUCCCCACACCCAGGGCCUUCCUCACACGCUGCCACGGCUCUGGAGAAAGCAGGAGCAGGGCCAGGAGGAGGUGGACGAGGAGGAGGAGGAGGAGGAGAAGGAAUUGCGACGAUCAUGGGGGAGGCGUUGGCCGUGUUGCCGACCCCCGUGCGGGACGGGUACCCGCUGGAGGCACUGCAGCGCGAGCCCGACUUAAAGUAUCUGUGCGGGGCCUGCGGCCGCCUGCUCAGGGCGGCCGUGCAGGCGCCCUGCGGCCACCGCUUUUGCCACGGGUGCCACAGCAAGCUUGCCACGAGACCAGAGCAAUGGUUGUGCCCCCGGUGUCAGGAAGAAGGCACUCACGAAGAGGAAUUGUACUCAUCGCCCAACAACCAGUGUUUUCCUGACCGGGCGACUCGCCGUGAGGUGGACCAACUUCCCGCUCGCUGUACCAACCCGGGCUGCUCAUGGUCCGGCAUCGUGGGAGACUACGAUGGUCACGAGUCGGCAUGUGAGCUCCGCUGGACCACGUGCCCUGCGUGUGGUGGCCGCGUGCGACACCGCGAGUUGGGGGAGCAUGGCCAGAAGAGCUGCCCUGCACGCACAGCGCUCUGCAGGCACUGUCGGGCGCCCUGCACCGCACAGGAGCUGCGGGAACAUGACCUGAUCUGCCCAAAGUUCCCCACGACCUGCACUGCGUGCGGGAAACGCAAGAUACCCAGAGAGAAGCUGCCUCUGCAUGAGAAGUCGUGUCUCCGCGUGAAGAGACCCUGCCGCUUCGCAGACAUCGGCUGCCCCUUUCAGGCCGAGGCUGACAAGCUUGCGGGGCACGAGCAGUUGGCCACCGCCUCCCACGUCGCCAUCCUGCGCUCCUUCCUGCUGCACUUGCGCGGCCUCCUGCCGCCUCCGGCCGCCGCCGCCGCCGCCGAAGCAGCCGGCGGCGGCGGCGGCGGCGGCGGUGCGGCUGCGGCGGCAUCGGUCCCGCAGUUGGACCCGGCUUUGGGCGGCCGACUGUCCAAGCUGGCGCUGAGGUUGUCCCGGUUGGAGGUGGCGGUGGCGGAGAGGGGCGGGCGGGCCGCCGCUCGUGUCAGGAGGCCGUCGGCGGCCGCCGAUGGGGCUGAAGGAGGAGCCGGCGCCGGCGAGGAGGAGGCGGCGGUGCCAGCGGCGCUGGAGGAGCGCUGCGCCAGACUCGAGCGCUCGCUGGGCCCGCUGGAGGCGACCGUCGCCGCCUUGGACCGCCAGGCCGAGCGCUGCUCCUCCGCGGCGCGGGAGGCCGACACUCGGCGGCAGGCCGAGCGUGCAGCGGUCGCCACGCUCGCCGGCAAGCUGCAGGCGCUGGAGCGCAAGCUGGCGCUGCGGGAGGUGGCGCUGGCCGACAUGACGCUGCGCCUCUCCGCCCUCGAGGUCUCGUCCCACGACGGCUCCUUCGUGUGGAGGGUCGGCGACGUGCGGCGGCGCCGCGGCGACGCCGGCAGCGGGCGGCAGCUCGCCGUCUACUCGCCAGCGUUCUUCACGAGCCGCUACGGCUACAAGAUGUGCCUCCGCUUGUACCCCAACGGUGACGGCGCUGGCAAGGGCUCCCACCUCUCGCUCUUCUUCGUCCUCAUGCGGGGCGACCACGACGCCAUGCUGCGCUGGCCCUUCCGCCAGAAGGUGACGCUGAUGCUGCUGGACCAGGGCCCCCGUCGUGACCACGUCAUCGACGCCUUCCGCCCGGACGCGACCACCUCCUCCUUCCAGCGCCCCACCGGAGACCUCAACGUGGCCAGCGGCUGCCCCCUUUUCUGCCCCCUCGGCCGCCUAGUUUCGUCGGAGCAGACCUACGUGCGGGACGACACCUUGUUCAUCAAGUGCGUGGUGGACACGGCCGACCUGUGACCCCCCCCACCCACGGCGCCGGGCGGCGCAGCUCCCCCGAGGAUUCGGGGAGCACUCGAGAAGCCACGGGCAGCAAUGUGGCCCCCUCAGGGUGGAGGAGAAGAGGAGGCGGUGGUGGAAGAGGUGGAAAGGUGGUGGUGGAAGAGGUGGAAAGGU
Messenger RNA from Petromyzon marinus (sea lamprey), 3266 nucleotides. Lineage: Eukaryota; Metazoa; Chordata; Hyperoartia; Petromyzontiformes; Petromyzontidae. The record is from RefSeq and is a predicted model, not a curated record.